Etheostoma spectabile (orangethroat darter) is the source of this 4668-nucleotide messenger RNA. It is a transcript of the gene abtb2b, whose product is annotated as ankyrin repeat and BTB (POZ) domain containing 2b. Gene Ontology annotation, molecular function: protein heterodimerization activity. NCBI's taxonomy places the organism in Eukaryota, Metazoa, Chordata, Actinopteri, Perciformes, Percidae. The coding region runs from base 553 to 3696 and encodes 1047 amino acids. The transcript is spliced from 17 exons. The record is from RefSeq and is a predicted model, not a curated record.
UCGAGCUGAGUGUCUCCCCGGCAGGCUGUUCCUGUCCUGUCCGAGCAAGCACCGGGACGGCAGAGCGAUGAGGUAGUCGGGGACUUUUCCACCGUUAUCUGUAAGAACGAAACCGUUUCGGUCUGUUGAGCUGCCACACGGGACAUGUUUUAAAAAGGGGACCCGGGUCUGGCUGCAUUCACAGAGCGGGAAAGGACUUGGUCGUGUUUUAAAAGAGACAGCCUCCCGGAGGAAAGUUAAAUCCCUGCCCUGGCCGGGGAUAGGUGAGACUGGUGCGUCGUUUCGUUCUCCUGGCUGUCCCGUUUGUUAACAACAAUAUAGGGUAGCCUGGCUUGGAUGACAUUUUCAGUAAAAUUGUAUUUUGUGUUGUUUCGCUGUCCUGCACUGAACUAUUUAACAACAUGUCUGCCGAGUGUGCCGCCGUGUAACCAGUUCAUCCAGCUCUGCGGGGAGUUUCGACAGCUAGGCUACUUGAUUGACUUCAGGUAAACCGUUGACGAGGUGUAUGCCCGCCCUCCCAAAACUCUCCAAAGCACGUACAGUUUCACAAUAAUGGCUGGUUUGAUCAAUGUCCACAUGAAAACCCUGGAGGACCUGACGCUGGACUCAGGCUACGGGGCGGGGGACUCCUGCAAAUCCCUCAGCCUGUCCUCCUCCAAGUCAAACUCCCAGGCCUUCAUGACGACCCCUCACCGGGGCAACUGGUGGUACUACUCCGGCUCCAUGAACAGCAGGAACAACAGCUGGGACACGGUCAACACGGUCCUCCCCGAGGACCCGGAGGACAUCUUCUCCAAGUGUCCCCGCUUACCUGAGUUGGAAGAGUUUCCCUGGACCGAAGAGGAGGUGGCCAAGAUUUUUCGCAAAGUGGCCGGGAGUGGGAGCAUCUCUCCGGAGGCCGUGAGGCGGCUGUCCGCUCUCCUCCGCCGGGCUCUCAUCCGCAUCUCCAGAGAGGCUCAGCGGCUCAGCGUCAUGCACUGCCGCUGCACACGCUUCGAGGUGCAGAGCGCCAUGAGGCUGGUGCUCAGCUGGUCCCUGGCCGACCACUGCGUCUCUGCUACGGUCAAGGCCAUCUCCAUGUACAGUAUGAGCGCCGGGGAGCUUCUGAGAAAGGGCAAGUCCGCACGCUGCGGCCUCUCCUUCUCCGUGGGACGCUUCUUCCGCUGGAUGGUGGAUACCCGCAUCUCCGUGCGCAUCCAUGAGUACGCAGCCAUAUGCCUGGCCGCAUGCAUGGAAGCUCUGGUGGAGGAGAUAGGAGCCAGGGUGCUGAUGGCCGAGAGGGGUCAUUCAGGGCCGGAUUCAGGGUCAGCAUGCGCCCCUGUGAGCACAGAGGCAUUGGAGGGGGUGGUGAACAAUGACGCGGAGCUAUGGGGAGUCCUGCAGCACUAUGAGCACCUGAUCUGCGGGAAGAACGCCAAUGGUGUUUUGUCUCUCCCGGCCCAUUUCAGUCCCUACACAGAGAGCCAGCAGACGUCGGUGGACAGCAGGGAGGAUGCCUAUGCCCAGCUGGAGCUGAGGACGCUGGAACAGUCCCUGCUGGCAACCUGUGUGGGCAGCAUUUCUGAACUCAGCGACUUGGUGUCCCGUGCAAUGCACCACAUGCAGCGCCUGACCUCCGUGCGCCCAGGGCUGAGCCCAGCCCGCCACGCCCGCCCCCAGCAGCCCGUGUCCUGGUCACCGGACGCCCUCCACACCCUUUACUACUUCCUGCGCUGCCCACAAAUGGAGUCCAUGGAGAAUCCCAACUUGGAUCCCCCACGCAUGGCACUCAGCAAGGAGAGGCCAUUCCUGUUGCUGCCACCUCUGAUGGAGUGGAUGAGAGUGGCCAUAGUUCAUGCUGAGCAUCGCAAGAGUCUAUUGGUGGACAGUGAUGACGUCAGACAGACUGCCAGGCUACUCCUUCCGGGACUGGAUUGUGAACCAAGACAGCUGAAGCCUGAAUGUUGCUUCAGCUCCUUCAAGCGUCUGGACUCCAAAGCCGCCACAGACAAGUUCCACCUGGACUUGGGGUUUCGGAUGCUCAACUGUGGACGCACAGAUCUCAUUGGCCAAGCAAUCCAUCUGCUGGGGCCAGAUGGGGUCAACAGCAUGGAUGACCAGGGGAUGACACCUCUGAUGUAUGCCUGCGCAGCUGGAGACGAGGCCUUAGUCCAGAUGUUGAUUGAUGCCGGGGCUAACCUGGACGUGGCGGUUCCACCAUGCUCCCAAAAGCACCCCUCUGUGCAUCCUGACAGUCGACACUGGGCAGCCCUCACCUUUGCUGUGCUGCAUGGACACAUCUCCGUAGUGCAGCUCCUGUUGGAUGCAGGGGCCAACGUGGAGGGGGCCGCAGUCCGCAAUGGACAGGAGAGUACAGCAGACACCCCAUUGCAGCUGGCUUCAGCAGCAGGCAACUACGAGAUGGUGAGUUUGCUCCUGGCACGCGGCGCGGACCCCUUAUCAAAGACCCGCGAUGGAAAUGCCCUCACGUCAUCCCUCUAUGAAGACAUGAACUGCUUCAGUCACGCUGCCGCACACGGACACAGGAAUGUGCUUCGAAAGCUACUGAGUCAGCCCCAGCAAGUCAAAGAGGAUGUCCUGUCCCUGGAGGAGAUCUUAGCUGAGGGGGUGGAGGGUGAGGAGGUCGGGAUCUGCCCUUUCCUCCCUCUCUCCCCACUCCCUGCCCCUUCCUCUGGCCAUGGGGCCCUGCCAGAGGUGGGCAUAGCAAGGCUCUGCAAGGCCAGGAUGAAGGCUCUGCAAGAGGCCAGCUACUACAGCGCUGAGCACGGCUACCUGGACGUCACCAUGGAGCUACGAGCUUUGGGUGUACCAUGGAAACUACAUGUGUGGCUGGAAUCUCUGCAUUGCGCCCAGCAGCAGUCCAGGGCCGGGGUCGCCCUCUCACUCCUCAGAGAGUUCACCACCAUCAAAGAAGAGGACUACUGCGAGGAGCUGGUCACCGUGGGCUUGCCCCUGAUGUUCACUAUCUUGCGUAGCACCAAGAAUGAUGCCAUUAUACAGCAGUUGGCAACUAUUCUCAGUCACUGUUUUGGCCCUGCACCUCUACCAGCCAUCCCCGGGAUGAAGGCAACUCUUUCAGCACAGCUGGACCCUCAUUUCCUGAAUAACCAGGAGAUGUCAGAUGUGACGUUUUUGGUGGAGGGGAAACCGUUCUACGGCCACAGAGUGCUGCUGAUCACAGCUUCUGAAAGAUUCAAGUCUCUGCUGGCGUGCUCGGGACCAGAUGGAAGCCCCAACAAUCACAUUGAGAUCAGUGACAUCAAGUACAACAUUUUCCAGAUGAUGAUGUCAUACCUGUACUGUGGAGGAUCAGAGUCGCUGAAAACAGCUGUUCCCGACCUGCUGGAGUUGUUGUCAGCUGCUAGUCUCUUCCAGCUGGGGGUGCUACAAAGACACUGUGAACGCAUCUGCUCUAAGCUCAUCAACCUGGAUAAUGCAGUCAGCAUCUACAAGACAGCCAAGGCCCACGGUUCAGUGGAGCUGAGCUCAUUCUGUGAAGGUUACUUCUUGCAGCAGAUGCCUGCUCUGCUGGAGAGAGAGGGCUUCAGGAGCCUGCUGCUGGGACCCGCCGCGGCCCGACAAGGGAACAACUCCACGUCUACGCUGGUCCACUGCCGGGGAGAACUGCCCCUGGAGGAGCUGGAGGCCACCUUGGCUCGACGGCUGCGCUCUCUCUGCGUCACCUCCCGAGUCUGAAGACAACGGGACAGCUGCUGAGGAGAGAAGACCAAAAUGCCAUCACUGAUACAGGACCAGAUCUUAAGACGCUGUUGAAAUGGUUUGAGUGCAGAUGUUUUGUCUUAGCAACAUCUGAUCCCAUCUCUGGAAACAAGCAACUCCCACAGUGCUUUGACACUCAUGAACACAGAUCAGUGAGUUAUUUGGCAGCGGUUACUUCACUCUGCAGACAAUGCACCGUUUCAUAUCUUGUGCCAAACACCCCGUCUUGGCAUUCAUUGCAGUGUACGGCAUGUUUAUUGAACAAUGGGAUGCUUUUUCUCCAUGGCUCGGGAAGCUUAAAUGGAGAAGCAACAGAUGAAUGCAACAGGUGGGAACUCUGAAUUAUGAAACACUACUGCCCUCUACUGGACAAAAUGGUAAAAUGAAUAAUUGCUUUGGAGGAGUGGGAUCAACGAGAACCUCCUGGUUCUGACUGAAGCUAUGUGAAGGGACAAUAGACUGAGUCAAGUGAGGCAGCCAUGCUGGACUUUUGGCUUUGUCCUGCUCUAAAUAAGAAUGCAGAGUUGGAGGACGUAGGUAGACUCAGUGCCUCCAGAUUUGAUGUAAGCUUUGGAUUUAAUAAUGUACUUUUUAAUGUAACUAUAUGUUUUUAUUUUUUUUUAAGUAUUACCGGAGAAACAAAACACUUACUGAAGAGUGGGAUGGACAUUUUCUAUUUAUAGAGAAAAAAAAAAAGAAGAUCUGAGAGUAUUUAACGGGGUGUUCCCUUUUUAUUUCGUUUUUAAUCGAAACAAAUUAAUAUUAUUGAUGAAAAAGUUGCUUUUGUGUAGCUGUUGUUUUUCCAGGUACACUUUAACAGUUAAUUAAGCUUAUGUACGCUGAGGUUUAAUGCUUCUAUACAGUUAGAGCAGCGGAGGCCAACAUUGGAUUUGGAAUAGAUAAAGUCUGUUUUAAUGCUGAAUAUUGUAAUAAACCUGGUCAACAAGC